AGUCCUUGCUUCCCUGCCUCUUAUUUGACACCUAGUUUCAAAUUCGAUCUCCAUGUGUGCCCUUAAAGAUGUCUGCUCCGACCAUGGACAGAUUGACUCAAUUUCUGAAGAAUUUGAUGCUCUGAGAACUGUGGUUGUCUGUAUGAAUUACUGCACGUCUAUUUGCGAUAGGCUGAGGCAAGGCACAAUGUGGCCUAAGGUUGGAUUGUUUUCAUCAUCACCAUGUCCUCCCAUUUUCAAAUAUGUGAAAGGAAAUUAAUUACAAAUGCCCUGCCACAAUUCUUCAAUGUUCUUUCUAUGUUAAAAAGUCUGUAAUUUGCAUAAUAUAAACUGAUAGAUUCUUUUAUGGAAUCAACAUCUUGACCUAAG
Messenger RNA from Rubroshorea leprosula, 369 nucleotides. The record is from the annotation of a GenBank genome assembly. NCBI's taxonomy places the organism in Eukaryota, Viridiplantae, Streptophyta, Magnoliopsida, Malvales, Dipterocarpaceae.